Mercurialis annua (annual mercury) is the source of this 1988-nucleotide messenger RNA. RefSeq names its product pentatricopeptide repeat-containing protein ELI1, chloroplastic. Lineage: Eukaryota; Viridiplantae; Streptophyta; Magnoliopsida; Malpighiales; Euphorbiaceae. Gene Ontology annotation, molecular function: RNA binding; zinc ion binding; protein binding. Bases 30 to 1919 code for a protein of 629 amino acids. Gene Ontology annotation, biological process: RNA modification. The transcript has a single exon. The record is from RefSeq and is a predicted model, not a curated record.
UCGAACUCAUUUACAGUCCCCCAAAUACCAUGUCAUCUCCCACCUUCUUAACCACUCAACUACCACCGCUAUCAAACACCACCACCGCCCGCUCCUCGGCCAAUCACCACCGUCCAUCACCAGAAAAACUUGCAAUUCUACUAGACAAAUCCAAAUCCCUAACACAAAUUCAACAAAUCCAUGCCAUUUUAUACCGCCACAAUCUCCAUCAAAACCCAAUCCUCAACUUCAAGCUUCAACGCUCUUACUCUUCAUUACAUCACCUAACUCACUCUCUCACACUUUUUAACCAAACCCUAAACCCUAAUGUAUUUUUUUACACCUCAAUCAUCCAUGCUCAUGCUUUACAUAAUCUCCAUCACCAAGCCUUUGUUUUUUACCAAGAAAUGCUGACACAAAAUGUUAGUCCAAAUGCGUUUACUUUUUCAUCGAUUUUAAAGUCCUGCCCGCUAGAAUUUGCAGUACUGAUUCAUUCUCAUGCUGUGAAAUUUGGGUUUGAUUCGGAUUUGUAUGUAAGGACUUGUCUUGUUGAUGUUUAUGCGAGAGGAGGGGACUUUAUUUCUGCACGUAAACUGUUUGAUAAUAUGCCUGAGAGAAGUUUAGUUUCGUCGACUGCGAUGAUUACGUGUUAUGCGAGACACGGGAUGCUUAAGGAGGCGAGAGGGUUGUUCGAUGGAUUGGAUGAGAGGGAUUUAGUGUGUUGGAAUGUGAUGAUUGAUGGGUAUGUUCAACACGGAUUGGCUAAUAAGGGUUUGGUGCUGUUUAGAGAAAUGUUGAAGGCUAAGAUUAAGCCUAAUGAAGUCACUGUGCUGGCUGUUUUAUCUGGUUGUGGGCAAAUUGGUGCGUUGGAAUCGGGAAAAUGGGUUCAUUCUUAUGUUCAGAAUAAUGAGAUUGAGAUUAAUAAUCAUGUCGGUAGUGCAUUGAUUGAUAUGUAUAGCAAGUGCGGGAGUUUGGAGGAUGCGAGAUUGGUUUUUGAAAGGAUUAAACACAAAGAUGUUGUUAUUUGGAAUUCGAUGAUUAGUGGAUAUGCAACACAUGGAUUCACUCGAGAUGCUUUGCAGCUAUUCGACGAGAUGUGUAAGCUUGGAUACCGACCUACUGAUAUAACGUUUAUUGGCAUAUUGAGUGCUUGUGGUCAUUCCGGUUUGGUUAAUGAAGGAUGGGAGCUUUUCCGUUUGAUGAAAAAAGAAUAUGGGAUCGAACCAAAGAUCGAGCAUUAUGGAUGUAUGGUUAAUCUUCUUGGUCGUGCAGGUCAACUUAAAGAAGCAUAUGAGCUUGUUAAGAAAAUGGAGAUUGACCCGGAUCCGAUCUUAUGGGGAACUUUGCUAGGGGCGUGUAGGCUACAUGGGAACCUAACUCUUGGAGAGGAAAUCGCAGAAUUUCUAAUCAGCCAAAAUCUUGCAAAUUCGGGGACUUAUGUACUCCUGUCAAACAUAUAUGCAGCAACGGGUAAUUGGGAGAAUGUAGCAAAAAUGAGAACAUUGUUAAAAGAUAGUGGGAUCGAAAAGGAACCGGGUUGUAGCUCAAUUGAAGUGGGUAAUAAUGUACACGAGUUUCUAGCAGGAGAUUUGAGACAUCGAAAGAGUAAAGAGAUAUAUAUGAUGUUGGAGGAGAUCGAUAGUUGGCUCAAGGCUCAAGGUUAUAAGCCUCAUACGGAUCUAGUACUCCAUGAUCUAGCGGAUGCACAAAAGGAACAGAAUCUUAAAGUACAUAGUGAGAAACUUGCUAUUGCUUACGGUCUAAUCAGUACUAAACCAGGAACUCCUAUUAAGAUAGUGAAGAAUCUUCGAGUUUGUGCAGAUUGUCAUGCGGUGACAAAGUUGAUAUCAAAGAUCACCCGUCGUAAGAUUGUAAUGAGGGAUCGGAAUCGCUUCCACCAUUUUGUAGACGGUUCUUGUUCAUGUCAGGAUUACUGGUGAACUGUAAAUUUAUUGCUAAAAAUGCAUACUGCUUGAUUCAGCUUAUUAUUUCACUUUCAAUGUUUCCAA